Messenger RNA from Coturnix japonica (Japanese quail), 1974 nucleotides. RefSeq names its product growth hormone releasing hormone (gene GHRH). Gene Ontology annotation, molecular function: growth hormone-releasing hormone receptor binding; growth hormone-releasing hormone activity; neuropeptide hormone activity. Gene Ontology annotation, biological process: adenylate cyclase-activating G protein-coupled receptor signaling pathway; growth hormone secretion; regulation of protein localization. Lineage: Eukaryota; Metazoa; Chordata; Aves; Galliformes; Phasianidae. Gene Ontology annotation, cellular component: perikaryon; extracellular region; terminal bouton. The record is from RefSeq and is a predicted model, not a curated record.
GUAGGAGGAAGAAAUGUAAUUGCAAAGGGAAAGAUAAGUUUACUUUGCAAAGCAAAUUUGUUAUUCAGUCAGCCAGAUUGCCGUUGUUGUUAUUUGCUUUUCCCUCACUGAAUAAUAAAAAGAAAACACGCAAACAACCCUAAACCACAGCCAUACCCCCACCCCACAACCUCCCUGCGCACACAAAAAGGAGGAUGCUAAACACAGCCUUUGAUACUCAGGAGCAUAAUUGAUGCUGUGACGCGCAGAAGCCCACAGGACUCCCACGGAGCGCAGGUAUAAGAGGAGGAGCGCACCUCCCCGGCAGGCAGAGGACAGCUGGGGGCAGCUCUGUGUGCUCCCUGCUCUGUGGGGUCUGGGGUCUGUGCAGGGGACGGCUUUGCUGUGCUCACGGGUGGAGGAGAAGUUGUGUUUGCAACAGGGGAACACCUGAGUGGGAGCUGAUCCAGGAAGGACUCGUUGUGAGAGAACGGUGACUCCAAAGGGUGGAAGAUGCUGGAUAAGGCCACCCUGUUCCUGUUCCUGCAUUUAGUCUCAAGCUCCAUCUCCUCUCCUCUCUACCCAGCUCUCAGGUACAGCCCAGGGCCUGUUACUGGCAAGGCUGUGAACUUCCAGCUCCUGGACCACAGUGUGCUGCAGAGCCACAGCCCCUCAGUGAAACAGGACGAGGAGGGUUUAUUAAGAGACCCCACUGAGAAAAGGAUGCAGCGCCACGCUGAUGCCAUAUUUACUGACAACUACCGCAAAUUCCUGGGGCAGAUUUCAGCCCGCAAGUUCUUACAGACCAUUAUUGGCAAGAGACUCAGAAACAGUGAGAGCAGCCCAGGAGAAGGGAUGCACAAGCUCCUGACGAGGCGCCAGUCGGACAGCAUCCUGAUGGACAGCCGCUACCACCAGCAGAUGGUACUGAGGGACUUCUUGGGAGCCAUGCUGCAGCAUCAAAGGCCUCAGGAUGUGAACAGCAGUCGGUUAGAGGGGUUUCCCAGCACCCUGGCUGUGUUCAUGUAAAUAUUUUUCCCUUUUCCGUCUCCCCGUGCUCUGAACGAUUCAGAGCUCACGGAUCUAAGUGCAUAGAAGCCAUCCACAGCAAUGAAGACACUCCUGGAGGUGACCAGCUGGAGGCUGAUGCGUACACUCAAACCUGCUAAAAGGAAUGCGGUUCUGAUGCACUACUUCAUCUACUUCAAUCUUUACUGUAUAAUUCCCCCCUCUAAGCACUGGUUUGAGUAGUGAAUCAGAUUAAAAACCCACCAAACUUCUGUGGUUUAACCUCAGGCUGCUAAAACAACAUCACGCUUGUGAUCCUGGAGACAUUUGUUACUAAUUGAGGUUUUUGGAUCAUAAAAUGUAGCAAAAUCUCUGCCAAAUCAUCACUCUGUUUGAGGGGCCCAAUGAAUGUACAUGAGGCCACCAUUAAAGCACCUUUGGGCGGUUCAGUGAACUGAUUACAGCCUCCUUUAAACAGAUGCUGAUGGCACAACCACCCGCAGCUCAGCACAGGGUGAGGUCAGACAUGAACCCACACGUUCACCACCCAUCACCGACACUGCUGGGGGCUGUUACCUCCUUCAUAGAGCCCUGGCAGCAAAACUGAACAUUCAAAGCUCGUUAUAAGCAGUUACUGAUCAGCCUCAAGGUGUUUAAAUUGAAGCUACAGCUUUGCUCUGCAGGAGUUAAAAGAAAUCCCUGUGCAUCUGAUUGGGCUGAUGCUGUGUUUUAAUUCAAUGUGCCGUGCUGCGGCUCUGAGCUCCACCAUGGCUACAGGGUUACAGCAGUAAAUGUUUGCACUAUCACAAGUUAUUAGGACAGAAAUCUCUCACACAGCGACUCCUUUCCCCGUCACCCAAACUCUUCUACUGUUUGUGUAAUAUUUAUGUCUUCUGAAAUGUAAAUAACGCCAGGAUGGGGUCUGCGCUCCCAUCGUUAGCAGGGAAUAAAAGCUGUUCUAAAUAAACCUGUUCAACAGCAGGUCAA